Racocetra persica is the source of this 1663-nucleotide messenger RNA. Lineage: Eukaryota; Fungi; Glomeromycota; Glomeromycetes; Diversisporales; Gigasporaceae. The record is from the annotation of a GenBank genome assembly.
AUGCCUGCUCCCGACCAUGAAGGCUUUGACCAAAAUACGCCUAUUAUAAAUAUCACCACCCCUAUUAUAGUAAUAGAAGGCACUACCCAAGAGGGCGAAAAUACAGAUACCCCAGAAGCCGAAAAUAGUAAUCUGCUAAAGAUUUCUAACUUUAACAAAUCUGAUGUUACUUUAUGUUCUUCAACUUCUACAAAAGUAGAAUCUGGAGAAUCUGAAGAAAUGAGUAACUUAUCCGUUGAACAAGGGAAGGAACAAGGAAAAAUGGCGCGUAAUGAACAAUCUAUGUAUUCUAUUAAUCCUAGCCCUUUUGCGUACACUUCGGCUCAUCUUUGGAAAGUAAUGAAUCAAAGAGAUUUUAGAUUAUUACAAUCCAUAGGUGGUCUCACUGGAAUUAUAGAGGGUUUACGUACUGAUCGUACUAAUGGUUUGAACACAAAAGAUGAGUCAAAACCUUUAUCAACAAAAUCUAGAAAUGAGUUUACAAAUGUACCUUCUUUUGAAAGUGAUUUAGAUAACUCUCCUAAUGGUGAUGUUAAUCUUAUGGAUUUCCCAAUUCCACCGGACAAUACUCCAUUCUCUGAUAGAAUAAAAGCUUUUGGUAAAAAUGUUUUACCUGAGAGUAAAUCUAAAUCAAUUCUUGAAUAUAUGUGGCUAGCUAUGCAAGAAAAGGUUUUAAUCCUUUUGACAAUUGCUGCUAUUAUCUCGUUGGGUCUUGGUCUUUAUGAAGAUUUUAGUGAAAAUCAAUCUGUUAAAAUUAAAUGGAUUGAGGGUGUGGCGAUCAUUGUUGCUAUUUUAAUUGUAGUAUUGGUGGGAAGUGUAAAUGAUUGGCAAAAGGAAAGACAAUUUCGAAGUUUGAACGCAAAGAAAGAAGAUCGUGAGGUUAAAGUUAUUAGAGAUGGUUUACCUUCCCUAAUAUUUAUUCAUGAUGUUUUAGUUGGUGAUAUAGUUCAACUAGAACCUGGUGAUGUUAUUCCUGCUGAUGGAAUUUUGAUUUCUGGUUAUAAUAUUCAUUGUGAUCAAUCUGAUGAAACUGGUGAAAGUGACUCCAUAAAAAAGCUCACUUACGAUACUUGUGAAAGAAAAUUUGACUCUAAUUAUAGUAGUUCAAGCAGUUCUAAAAUUGAUCCUUUCAUAAUAACUUUAAAUACUAAUAAUGAAGAUACUCCACUUCAAGUCAAGUUGAAUGACCUCGCUGAACAAAUUGCAAAAUUAGGAGGAGCUGCUGCUUUGUUAAUGCUUAUUGUUCUUUUGAUUAAAUAUUUUAUUUCUUUCCGUGUUCAUGGUGUACCAGAAACAACAAAAGCAAUAAGUAAUGUGGUAAGAGUAAUUAUUUCAGCGGUCACUGUUGUGGUCGUUGCUGUACCUGAAGGCUUACCUUUGGCUGUAACACUUGCUCUCGCUUAUGCAACAACACGUAUGUUAAAAGAUAAUAAUCUUGUACGUGUUCUAGCAUCUUGUGAAACAAUGGGUAAUGCUACUACCAUUUGUUCGGAUAAGACUGGAACAUUAACACAAAACCAAAUGACCGUCGUAAUCACCACUAUUGGAUCAUCAGAUUCAUUUGCUAGAAAUGUUGAUUUAUUUACGAAAACUCUCCCAAACAACAAUGUAAAGGAAUUGAAAAAUAUAUCAUCCAUGCAAGAUAUAAAAAACUUACCGGAAC